Messenger RNA from Symbiodinium necroappetens, 2154 nucleotides. The record is from the annotation of a GenBank genome assembly. Lineage: Eukaryota; Dinophyceae; Suessiales; Symbiodiniaceae.
AUGCGCCGCUCCCGCAAUCCAGACCAAGCUAAGUCCGCCAACAUCGCCGCGGUUGAUGUUGUGCGCCUGUCGAAAGCACUGGGCGAUCAUUUACGCACCCAGAUUCUUGCCGUGCUGGCACAGAACUCGUUUGCGGUGCUGGAACUCUGCAGCAUCUUCGACAAACCUCAGCCCGCCCUCAGCCACCAUCUGAAAAAGCUGGCUGAUGCAGGCCUGGUGAACAGACGUCAGGAAGGCACCAGCGUUUUUUACCAGCGCGCCCACGCGGAAGACCCGCUCACCCAGGCUGCGUUCGCCUGUAUUGACAGUCAAACGCUGGCGGGCGAGCUGCUGCAUAACGUGCAGCAGAUUUACCAGCAAAGGGUACAACGUUCCGCACAUUUCUUUGCCCACCAGGCAGAUGCCUUAGCGCAGCAGACCGCACUGAUCUGCGCCCCAGAGGUGUAUAUCAACACGGUGCUGGAUUGUUUACGCAAUCACAGCCACCUGCCGGUACACAAUGCGCUGGAAAUCGGCCCGGGCAACGGCGCGUUGAUGCUGGCCCUGGCACCGAUGUGCAAAAGGAUUACAGGCAUCGACAAUGCCGCGGAAAUGUUGAGUGAAGCCAGAAAAAACCUGCACCACCUUAAGAAUGUCACUCUGCUGGAACAGGACUUCUCCACCAUGCAGGACACCCAGCGAUUCGAUUUUAUCGCCGCCGCCAUGGUGUUACAUCACAUCCCGGCACCUGCCGAAUUUUUCAAACAGGCCCGCGCACUGAUGAAGGAUCAAAGCUUACUGGUGGAAACUGACAUGACCGACUACAAAGUCGCCGAUAUAUCUCUCGCUGAAUAUGGCCGCAAAGAAAUCUCAAUGGCCGAGGCCGAAAUGCCUGCGCUGAUGUCUUUGCGUAACACGUACAUGGAUCAACAGCCUCUAGCUGGGGCUAAGAUCAUCGGCUGUAUUCAUAUGACCAUUCAGACUGCUGUGUUAAUUGAAACCCUCACAGCCCUGGGUGCCGAAGUGCGCUGGUCGUCCUGUAACAUUUUCUCCACUCAGGACCACGCCGCUGCAGCCAUGGCGCAAAGCGGUGUACCUGUGUUUGCCUGGAAAGGUGAGACCGAAGAAGAGUACGAAUGGUGCAUUCAGCAAACCAUUUUGAAGGACGGUAAGCCGUGGGAUGCCAACCUUCUGCUUGACGAUGGCGGCGACCUGACCCAGAUCAUCCACAACGAAUACCCGCAGAUGCUGAAAACCAUUCACGGCAUCAGCGAAGAGACCACCACAGGUGUUCAUCGUCUGCUGGAAAUGAUGCGCGAAGAUCAACUUAAAGUGCCCGCGAUCAAUGUGAAUGACGCCAUCACCAAAUCUAAAAAUGACAACCGCUAUGGCUGUCGCCACAGCUUGAACGACGCCGUGAAAAGAGCGACAGAUAUGCUCAUGGCCGGCAAACGCGCACUGGUUGUUGGCUACGGAGACGUUGGCAAAGGUUCAGCUCAGAGCCUGCGUCAGGAAGGCAUGAUUGUACGGGUCAGUGAAAUAGACCCUAUCUGCGCAAUGCAGGCGUGUAUGGAUGGUUACGAAGUUGUCUCUGCUUACAAAAACGGCAUCAAUACCGGCCGCACCGAAGACAUCGACAUGCGUUUAAUGCAGGACACUGACCUGAUUGUGACCUGCACCGGCAACGCUGACGUGUGUGACGCGGCCAUGCUGCAAACCAUCAAGUCCGGCGCUGUCGUGUGUAACAUUGGCCAUUUCGACAACGAAAUUGAUACUGCAUACAUGCGCAAGAACUGGCGUUGGGACAAGGUUAAAGACCAGGUUCACCAGAUCUUCCGCUCUGAUGACCGCUUUGACUACAUUGUCUUACUGUCCGAGGGUCGCCUGGUUAACCUGGGCAAUGCCACAGGCCACCCUUCCCGCAUCAUGGACGGCUCAUUUGCGAACCAGGUGCUCGCACAGAUGCACCUGUUCGAGCAGGCCUGGGCUGACCAGCCUGAGAAUCAGCGCGCGCCGAUCACCGUUGAAGUACUGCCGAAGAAACUGGACGAAGAAGUGGCUGCACUGAUGGUUAAAGGCUUUGGUGGUGUGGUUACACAACUUACCGAUACUCAGGCCAAAUACAUCGGUGUUACCACCGAAGGGCCGUUCAAGCCGGAAAGCUACAAGUACUAG